This is a messenger RNA of Haliotis rufescens (red abalone), 5209 nucleotides long. Its product is annotated as multidrug resistance-associated protein 1-like. Gene Ontology annotation, molecular function: ATP binding; ABC-type transporter activity; ATP hydrolysis activity. Gene Ontology annotation, cellular component: membrane. The transcript has 30 exons. NCBI's taxonomy places the organism in Eukaryota, Metazoa, Mollusca, Gastropoda, Lepetellida, Haliotidae. The record is from RefSeq and is a predicted model, not a curated record. The coding region runs from base 35 to 4750 and encodes 1571 amino acids. Gene Ontology annotation, biological process: transmembrane transport.
AAAUGCUGUGUCAUUGUAACCGGGAAGGGAGGCAAUGUACCACGAGACCCUCUCCUCACAUCAGAAUUCUCUGGGUAUGGCUGAGAACGACAGCUUUGAAGCCUUUUGUGGAGGGGCAAUAUUUAAUGAGUCUCUGUUACUGGACAGCAGCUGGCCGCGUUUCACGGAGUGUUUCGAGGAGAGUCUGGUUGUGUGGGUGCCAUGUGGCUGGCUGUGGGUCUCCCUGCCCUUCUACCUCACCUACCUCUGUCACCAGGACGGCGUCUCCAUCCCCAUCAACCCCCUUAACACCCUCAAAACAUUUUUCAGCUUGUUCCUGUCCUUCCUGGCGGUGAUUGACCUUAUCAAGGCAGCCAGCGAUGGCGAGAACGAGAAGAUCUACGAUGUCGUGUAUGUCUCGGGCGGAAUCAAGGCAGGGACAUUUUUGCUGGCGACGAUCUUGAUUCAGCUGGAAAGGAAGAGGGGCAUCAUCACGUCCGGUGUUCUCUGGUUCUUCUGGCUCUUGACCACCCUCGCAAACAUCAUCCCCUUCUACACCAAGAUCAUCCAAGAGGAUUACAAUGGCCACAUAUUCCGGUUCAGCAUCUUCUACAUCUACUUCGCCUUGAUGCUACUGGAGCUGGUGCUGCACUGCUUCGCCGAGAAGAUGACACGAGCCGGGUACUACGACCUGGGCAAGAAGCCAUCUCCAGAACAAGAAUCAUCUUUCUUAAACAGAAUCACAUUUUGGUGGAUAAAUAGCAUGGUGUUCACAGGUUACAGGAAAGGCUUGGAGGAGGCUGACAUGUUUGAGCUUCAUCCGAGAGACAAGAGCGAGAGAGUUGUUCCCCAGUUCAACAACGCAUGGGACAAGGAAAUCCACAGAAGUAAACUCAUCAACGAUAGGAAAAAGCGGCACUUGCAAGUCCACUACCGCCGCAGCUUGGGCUCCAAGCAACAUUUAGCCAUCCAAUCCACAAACGAGAAGACCCCCCUGCUGCAUGAUCCCAUCAAGAAUAAGGAGGUCAAGUUCAAGGGCACCAAGGACGACGAUGGCAUCAAGUUGAAGGAAGCGUCACUCUUCAAAGUUCUCGCAAAGACAUAUUGGUUAGAGAUCGCUGUGUCUUGGUUCUGCAAGUUCAUCUAUGAUCUGCUUCAGUUCGUCAGUCCUAUGCUGCUCAAUGCUCUGAUUAGCUACACACAGAACCGGGAGAGCGAGCAGGAGUGGAAGGGCUAUGUGUUUGCCUGCUCGUUCUUCGUUGUGGCCACAGUCCAGUCUGUUUUCUCCCACCAGAACUACCAUCUCGGCAUGACGCUCGGCAUGAGGAUCAAAUCUGCCUGUAUCUCCGCCGUCUUCAAGAAGGCCCUGACCAUCAGUAACGAGGCCAAGAAGGAGUCUACAAUGGGUGAGAUCGUGAACCUGAUGUCCGUGGAUUGUCAGCGCCUCCAGGACGUGACGGCGUAUCUUUGGAUGUUGUGGUCCGCCCCGCUGCAGAUCAGCCUGGCUCUCUACAUGCUGUACAGCACCAUGGGCGCCUCCGUGUUCGCGGGCCUCGGGGUCAUGGUGCUCCUCAUGCCCAUUAAUGCCUUCAUCGCAACGAAGCAGAGGAACUAUCAGGUGGAACAGAUGAAGUGCAAGGACAACAGGCUCAAGCUGAUGAACGAAGUCCUCAAUGGGAUGAAGGUGCUCAAGCUGUAUGCGUGGGAGCCGUCCUUCCAGGAGAAGGUGUUGGAGAUCCGGAAUAAGGAGCUUCUCGUCCUCAAAAAGGGGGCGUACCUGGAGGCAGGGAGCACUUUCUGCUUUACUUGUGCUCCAUUCAUGGUAACCCUGGCCACGUUUGCCACGUAUGUCUUGGCCUCAGAGUCUCACUACCUGGAUGCACAGAAGGCCUUCGUUGCCCUCUCCCUCUUCAACAUCCUCCGCUUCCCCAUCACCCUGUUGCCCUUGAUGGUGUCAUUCCUGGUGCAGGCUCAAGUCUCUGUCGGCCGAGUUGGGAAGUUCUUGAGGCAGGGUGACUUGGACCCCAGCAAUGUCACACGGGACCCUCACACCCAACAUGCGAUCAGUCUGAAGAAUGGCACUUUCACCUGGGACAAGACCUCCCCCACUGCGACACUCAAGAAUGUGAACCUGGACAUCCCCGACGGGAAGCUGGUGGCGGUGGUGGGGCAGGUGGGCGCGGGCAAGUCCUCCCUCAUCUCGGCCUUCCUGGGGGAGAUGGAGAAACUGCAGGGGUCCGUCACCCUCAAGAGCUCCAUUGCAUACGUCCCACAGCAAGCAUGGAUCCAGAAUGCAACGCUGAAAGACAACAUCCUGUUCGGGAAGAACUGUGACAGCCAUAGAUAUAAGAAGAUCAUUGAUGCGUGCGCCCUUCAACCAGAUCUUGACAUUCUGACUGGGGGCGAUCAGACAGAGAUUGGAGAGAAGGGCAUUAACUUGAGCGGUGGGCAGAAGCAGCGUGUGUCCCUCGCCCGGGCCGUGUACAGCGACGCCGACAUCUACCUCCUGGACGACCCCCUCAGCGCCGUGGACUCCCAUGUGGGUAAACACAUCUUCCAGGAAGUGGUCGGCAGCAAGGGUAUCCUCAAGUCCAAGACCCGAGUCCUGGUGACGCACGGCGUGCACUGGCUGCCGAUGGUGGACCAGAUCGUGGUGAUGGUGGACGGUGAAAUCUCCGAGCUGGGAUCCUAUGAAGAGCUGCUCAGUCAUGAUGGACCCUUCGCUCAGUUCCUGAAGAUGUACCUCACUGAGGAUAUCGAGGAUGAUGACGACAUCGACGACGAAGACCCAGAGAUCCUAGCCAUGAAGUCGAAGAUCCGACAGAGAGUGGACUCCAUCACAUCUGAAACCGUCACGUCUGACGAACAGAGGGCAGCACAAUCUCCGAGAAGGAUGAGUCGCAGGUUCAGCAGGACAUUGUCCAUGUCGAAGGACACAGAGAAGCCAGGGGCACUGGAGAAGAAGGAGGAAAAGAAUAAAGACAAACUGAUUGAGGAAGAAAAAUCUGAAACUGGCAAGGUGAAGGCAUCGGUCUACAUAGACUAUGCUCGAGCUAUUGGCUACUUCACAACGUUCAUGAUCUUCGUCAUCUACGGUAUCUACCAGUUUGCUAACGCAUACUCCAGUGUGUGGCUGAGUCAAUGGACUGAUGAUCCGCUCCUGAAGAACCAGACACUGGCAAACACACCCGACUACCAGAACCGCAACGCCCUGUACCUUGGCGUGUACGGAGGGCUGGGAGUGGCACAAGCGAUUGGUGUUCUCUGCUACUCGCUGCUGGCAUCAACGAGGAUGGUGCGAGCCGCCGGAAACCUCCACGCCAAGAUGCUCUCCAACAUCCUCCGCUCUCCUAUGUCCUUCUUUGACACAACGCCCAUUGGCCGAAUCGUAAACCGCUUCUCCCGAGAUGUUGAGACUGUAGACAACAACCUCCCUUCACUGCUUCGCCAGUGGAUCAACAUGGUCUUCAACGUCAUCAGCACCAUCAUCGUCAUCAGCUACAGCACCCCCAUCUUCCUUGUUGUCAUCAUCCCGCUCGGCUUCCUCUAUUGGCUGGUGCAGAGAUUUUACAUCCCGACCUCACGUCAGCUGAAGCGUAUCGAGUCCACCACCCGAUCACCAAUCUACACCCACUUCAGCGAGACUAUCACAGGGGCAUCCUCCAUCCGGGCGUACGGAGCCACGGACAGAUUCUACACCGAGUCUCAGGAAAGAGUUGAUAAGAAUCUGGUCUUCUACUUUGCUGGAAUUGCAUCCAACAGGUGGCUGGGAUUUAGACUGGAGUUCCUCGGCAACAUUAUUGUGCUGGCGGCGGCCAUGUUUGCGGUGAUCACGGAGGACAUUGAGGGAGGUCUUGUCGGGCUGUCUGUCUCCUAUGCCCUACAGGUGACAGCUUCUCUCAACUGGAUGGUGCGCAUGACCUCUGAAGUGGAGACCAACGUCGUGUCCGUGGAACGCCUCAAGGAGUACUCGGAGACCCCGACAGAGGCGGAGUGGAUUCUGGACCACCAUCGCCCCCCUCCAUCCUGGCCGCAGAAUGGCAAGGUCAACUUUGUGAACUAUGCCACGCGAUAUCGACCCGGCCUUGACCUUGUGCUCAAGGGCAUCUCUUGCGAGAUUAAUGAAUCUGAAAAGGUUGGAAUUGUAGGAAGAACUGGAGCUGGCAAGUCGUCCAUGACGGUGGCGUUGUUCCGUCUGAUUGAGGCGGCAAGUGGCAGCAUCAUCAUUGACGGAACUACAGCAGGAAAUAUUGGUCUCCAUGAUCUCCGGUCCAAGCUGACCAUCCUGCCUCAGGACCCAGUUCUGUUUUCUGGAACGAUGAGGAUGAACCUUGAUCCGUUCGACAAGUACAGUGACGCUCAGAUCUGGAAGGCACUGGCGCACGCUCACCUCAAGAAGUUUGUGCAGGAACUCCCCGUACAGCUGGAAUAUGAGUGUGGCGAGGGUGGACAGAAUCUCAGUGUUGGACAGAGACAGUUGGUCUGCCUGGCGCGGACGCUGUUGCGGAAGACGAAGAUCCUGAUUCUGGACGAGGCCACAGCAGCUGUGGAUAUGGAGACAGAUGAUUUGAUUCAGCAGACGAUCCGCACCGAGUUCAAGGACUGCACUGUGCUGACCAUUGCCCACAGACUCAACACAAUCCUUGACUAUGACAAGAUCAUUGUGUUGGACCAAGGAUUGAUCAAGGAGUUCGACAGCCCGGACACCCUGCUCAAGGACAAGACCUCCAUAUUCUACGGCAUGGCCAAAGAUGCAGGUCUCACGUCUUGAUAGAAGCCACACACAAAAUAUCAGGUCUCAUGUCUUGAUAGAAACCACACACAAAAUAUCAGGUCUCAUGUCUUGAUAGACCCCACAAAAAAAGCAGGUCUCACGUCUGUAAGACACCACACAUACACACACAUAUAUACACACGUGUAUACGUACACACAUAUCAACGGCGAUUGGACAGAUUUAGAUCUGGAACUAUGAUGUCAUCGAUUCUAAAAAUAGCCGUCCAAUCAAAAUGCUCCGAUCAGUGGAAGACCAUCAUAUUUGUUUGUUAGUCACCGUAUGAUACCUUGGACAUAAUGUAUAAAUAAGUAUAGGGCUUUUACAGUAUCAUCUUAUUCAUGCAGCUGUGCUCAUGUUGAAAGGAGCUUGUCUAGAACCUUCGCUAUUAUGGUUUCUAUACUUAUAGUCAAUGUGUAAAAUGGACCGCCUCCGUGGUCUAGUGGUAGAGCCUUCAAA